This is a messenger RNA of Aspergillus thermomutatus, 1074 nucleotides long. RefSeq names its product bifunctional protein farnesyltransferase/protein geranylgeranyltransferase (gene ramB). The coding region runs from base 1 to 1074 and encodes 357 amino acids. The transcript is spliced from 3 exons. Gene Ontology annotation, molecular function: protein farnesyltransferase activity; CAAX-protein geranylgeranyltransferase activity. Gene Ontology annotation, cellular component: protein farnesyltransferase complex; cytoplasm; CAAX-protein geranylgeranyltransferase complex. NCBI's taxonomy places the organism in Eukaryota, Fungi, Ascomycota, Eurotiomycetes, Eurotiales, Aspergillaceae. Gene Ontology annotation, biological process: protein farnesylation; protein geranylgeranylation. The record is from RefSeq and is a predicted model, not a curated record.
AUGGAGGGAAAGUACUCGUCGGACCCGGAGUGGGCAUCUAUCAAGCCCAUUGAGCUCAAUGAUGGCAGCGAGUCUGGCGCCAUGCCCCUGGCCACUAUUGCUUAUUCCCCCGAAUAUCUCGAGGCUACUUCUUACCUGCGAGCUGUAAUGGCCGCCAAUGAGAUGUCUGAGCGCGCGCUGAGACUGACAGAAGACAUCAUCUCUAUGAACCCAGCGCAUUACACCGUUUGGAUAUACCGGGCUAAGAAUCUUUUCGCCCUCGGAAAAGAUCUCAACGAGGAGAUUGAAUGGCUCAACAAAGUCGCUCUGAAGCAUCUCAAGAACUACCAGAUAUGGCACCACCGCCAAGUUCUCAUGUCUUCACGGGCUCAAUUUCCGACUCUUCCACCCAGAGAGCUGGACUUUCUGAUGGAGAUGUUUGCCCAAGACGCCAAGAACUAUCACGUCUGGACAUACCGCCACUGGCUCGUCCGGCAUUUCAAGCUCUGGGAUUAUCCGCGUGAGAUCCAGGACGUGGAGACGCUCCUGCAAUCUGACGUCCGGAACAAUUCCGCCUGGAACCAUCGGUACAUGCUCCGCUUUGGACCGCGGGAUGAAAACGAGCAUGAUGCCGGUCUACACAAUACCACGGGACCAUCGUCGGAAAAAGGCCGCUUGCCAGUUGUUGACGAGGAUCUCGUCGAUGCGGAGCUGCAGUACUCGCAGACUAAAAUCCUCAAAGCUCCUGAAAACCGCAGUCCAUGGUCGUACGCGCGCGGAGUACUCCAUGCGGCCGGCCGACCACUGUCAGAGUGGAAGGAUUUCGCACGGAGAUUCGUGGUCGAAAAGCAGGAGAAUGGUCAGGUGGUGGAUGUUGCGGUCAAAAGUAGCCAUGCAGUGGAGUGGUUGGCAGACGUCUACGCGGAGGAAGGCGAAAGCGCAUCGUCUGAGGAAGGAGGUGCAGCCGAGGCGGUCAAGAUGCUUACUCUUCUCAAGGAGAAGUACGACCCUAUUCGGAGGAACUACUGGGAGUAUCGGAUCCGGCAGAUCACGGCGCCUUCGACACAUGGUACGGAGAUAUCUGCCUCUGCUUGA